This is a messenger RNA of Paraglomus brasilianum, 138 nucleotides long. The record is from the annotation of a GenBank genome assembly. Lineage: Eukaryota; Fungi; Glomeromycota; Glomeromycetes; Paraglomerales; Paraglomeraceae.
GUAUAUAUGAAGAAGAGACCAUUACCAAAGAAGCCUAAACCCUAUAGGAUCAAUUUAUUGCUUGAACUAGCUGUUGGUGGAUGGAAUAUGAUAAGGGUGGCUGUAAUUAACAAGUUCAGAGAGUGUAAGGAUAUUGAG